GCGGCGGCGGCGGCGGCGAAGCUGGAGGAUGUGGGCCGCAAGGGGGCUAGCGGUGGCGCUGGCCCUGAGCGUGCUGCCGGGCAGUUGGGCGCUGCGGCCGGGCGACUGCGAAGUGUGUAUUUCUUAUCUGGGAAGGUUUUACCAGGACCUCAAAAACAGAGAUGUCACAUUCUCACCAGCUUCUAUUGAAAAAGAACUAGUAAAGUUCUGCCGUGAAGCAAGGGGCAAAGAGAAUCGGUUGUGCUACUACAUUGGGGCCACAGAUGAUGCAGCCACCAAGAUCAUCAAUGAGGUGUCAAAGCCCCUGGCCCACCACAUCCCUGUGGAGAAGAUCUGUGAGAAGCUCAAGAAGAAGGACAGCCAGAUCUGUGAGCUAAAGUAUGACAAGCAGAUCGACCUGAGCACAGUGGACCUGAAGAAGCUCCGAGUUAAAGAGCUAAAGAAGAUCCUGGACGACUGGGGGGAGACGUGCAAAGGCUGUGCAGAGAAGUCUGACUACAUCCGGAAGAUUAAUGAACUGAUGCCUAAAUAUGCCCCCAAGGCAGCCAGUUCACGGACUGAUUUGUAGUCUGGCCGAUCCCUGCUGCACCUGAGGGAAAAAAACAGUUCAUCUGUGUCUUCCCCAAACAGCAUUUUUGUAAUUUAUUUUUUAGGCGGCUCCUGACAAUGUCAGUUGUGAAGCCUGGAGCUUUCCUGAUGAUGCUGGCUCUACAGUGCCCCCAUGGCGGGAUUCACUUCGUUCUGUUGCUGGUUUACUCUAGGACUUCAAAGUGUGUCUGGGAUUUUUUUAUUAAAGGAAGAAAAUUUGUAGCUGUC
Diceros bicornis minor is the source of this 816-nucleotide messenger RNA. It is a transcript of the gene MANF, whose product is annotated as mesencephalic astrocyte derived neurotrophic factor. The record is from RefSeq and is a predicted model, not a curated record. Bases 29 to 568 code for a protein of 179 amino acids. Gene Ontology annotation, biological process: neuron projection development; dopaminergic neuron differentiation. NCBI's taxonomy places the organism in Eukaryota, Metazoa, Chordata, Mammalia, Perissodactyla, Rhinocerotidae. Gene Ontology annotation, cellular component: endoplasmic reticulum. The transcript has 4 exons.